AUUCAACGAAUAUGUCCUGAAUGGUCAGAUCAUUCUAUACUUCAUGUCAAGUUUACAAUAGGAGAAUCGCCAACAGGGCCGGGAUUAUGGAGAGCCAAUCCAGCUUAUGUCAAACACGGUGCACUACAAGAACAGAUAAGCAAAAAAGCAAUACAGAUAAUUAACCAAUAUAAACAUGACCAAAACACUUCGGCUGCUGAAAAAUGGG
Messenger RNA from Mucor mucedo, 208 nucleotides. RefSeq lists its product as uncharacterized. The record is from RefSeq and is a predicted model, not a curated record. Lineage: Eukaryota; Fungi; Mucoromycota; Mucoromycetes; Mucorales; Mucoraceae. The annotation marks the transcript as partial. The transcript has a single exon.